AUGCACUUUUUCCCAACAAUAUCACUACGUACCGAUGGAAUGCAAUUGAUUCCUGAUAGAAAUUUUACAGCAGGUCAGGGAAUAUACAAAAAAUGGCUUCAUAUAUGGGACAGAACCUCUAAUGAGCUAGCCAGCUUUUGUACCAAAUUCUCAUCCGUAAUUGAGUCAAAUACAAUUAAUGAAAUAUAUGCUGAUGGCCUUACAUUCUUCCUUGCUGAGAAUAAUUCAGUUUGGAGUUUGAUACUUUCACGAACAAAAUCUGGGAUCCAUUUAGAGCUUUCUCCAAAAGAUCACCAUGCAGGAAUCAAUAGUAACUCGCUGAUAUCUUCCAUUUACAAGAAAUGGUCGAUCAAUAUAACUAGAAAAGCACACUGUCAAGCUAGCGUAACGUAUGAUUCUGUGUCGAAAAACCUUAGUGUUUUUGUCACUGACGAUGUAUAUGGUGUAAUUGACCUUAAUUACAUCAUUCAUCUAAGGAAAGAACUGCUCAAAUGGGUUAUUUUUGGGUUUUCAGCAGGAGGCCGUCAACGGUUUGAGAAAGUUACAGUUACAUCAUGGAGUUUUAAUAGUACAAAUCUACAGGUUGAUGAAAGAAUGGCACCACCACCAGGCCCUGGCCCGAAAAAAGGGGCAACAGGUCAAAAGGUAGGAUUUAUAGUUGGAUUAGCUGUUGUACUUUCAUUUUCCACUAUCAUUGUGUGUUAUUAUUUAUGGAGGAGGAACAAACACAGAAGACAUGAAAUGGGAUAUGAUGCGGAUAUGAACAAAGAUUUCGAACAUGCCACUGGACCAAAAAGAUUCUCUUAUAACGAAAUUCUUCGGGCAGUGGCGGAACCAGGAUCGUAG
This is a messenger RNA of Erigeron canadensis, 846 nucleotides long. RefSeq names its product L-type lectin-domain containing receptor kinase IX.2-like. NCBI's taxonomy places the organism in Eukaryota, Viridiplantae, Streptophyta, Magnoliopsida, Asterales, Asteraceae. The record is from RefSeq and is a predicted model, not a curated record. The transcript is spliced from 2 exons. Bases 1 to 846 code for a protein of 281 amino acids. Gene Ontology annotation, molecular function: carbohydrate binding.